Molecule: messenger RNA, 2985 nt
Organism: Polychytrium aggregatum
Lineage: Eukaryota; Fungi; Chytridiomycota; Chytridiomycetes; Polychytriales
Product: BRO1-like domain-containing protein
Exons: 5
Coding region: 1-2985 (994 amino acids)
Biological process (GO): protein transport to vacuole involved in ubiquitin-dependent protein catabolic process via the multivesicular body sorting pathway
Cellular component (GO): endosome
Molecular function (GO): protein binding
Source: RefSeq, a predicted model, not a curated record
AUGAGCUCCGUACCAGCAGCAUCGCUGCAGAUUCCAAUGCUGUCCAUCCCGCUCAAAAAGACCGAGGAUGUCGACUUUGUCUCGCCCCUCAAGUCGGCCAUCCGCACAACCUACCAAGAAGACCCCGACAAGUUUGUCCAGGAGAUCGCCCUCUUCAAUCGCCUGCGUCAGGACGCCCGGAGUGCAGGACCCGAUAUCCUCGGACGGGACAUGCUCUAUCGCUACCACGGCCAGCUCGAGCUCGCAGACCUGCGAUUCCAGUUCGAUCAGAACGGCAUCAAGGUCAAGUUUCCGUGGCACGACGCCUUUUCGUCCGAGGAGAUUGCUCAAUUCUCGUUUGCCUACGAGCGAGCCUGCAUCAUCUUCAACCUCGCGGCUGUGUGCUCUUCUUACGCCGCUGCCCAGAACCGAUUCGAGCUCGUUGGGCUCAAGACGGCAUCCAACUAUUUCCAGACCGCGGCCGGGCUGCUCGAUUUCAUCGACAAGAACUUCCUGCAUGCCCCUUCAAAGGACAUGUCGAACGCAUCCGUCAAGACCCUGGUUAGUCUGUUGUUGACGCAGGCCCAGGAGUGUUUUGUCGAGAAGCUGCUCUCCGAGGGCAAAUCGGGCAACCUCGUCGCCAAGCUCGCCGCCCAUAUCACCCACGCCUACCGAUCUGUUCUCGAGGGCUUCUCGGACGAGUCGCUCGAGGACCAGUUUCCGUCCAACUGGACCGACAUCGUCACGAUCAAGUCCAAGCACUAUAAUGCCCUCUCGCACUACCAUCGUGCCCUGCAUUCGCAAUCCACAGCAAAGCACGGUGAAGCCGUCGCGUACUUUAUCGCCGCAGAAAGCCUGGCCAAGGAGGCCGAGAAGCUCGCCAAGAAGAUCUCGAGCACUGGGCUGUCGUUCAUUCCCUUUGCCAAAGACUCCAAGUCCAACGACAGCUCCACCGCAGCACUCGCAAACGCCACAAAGACUCUCCUCGCCACCGUCACCGAAAAGAAAACCCAGGCCGCCAAGGAUAACGACGUGAUCUACAGCGAGCCUGUGCCCAGUGCCGACGUGCUGCCCGCGAUCGAAAAGACCUGCAUUGUCAAGAUCACGACCUUUGUCGACCUCUUCCCCAACGGCGAGCAAGAAACUCAAAGAAUCAUCGGCAAGGACAUCUUCCAGGUGCUGGUGCCCAUGGCCGUUCACGAGUCGUCGUCGAUCUACUCCGAAGAGAAGGCCCAGAUCCUCCGCAGCCUCCAGACCAAGGCGGAGGCGGCGCUGGAAGAAACCCAGGCCUCGAUGGACUCGCUCAAUGUUGCGACCGUGAUGGCAACCAUCACCAAGCUCACAAAGAACCCAAACGCAGUCUCGGUCGAGGUUCCGCCCGAGGUGAUUGAAUGGUCUAACAACCUCAAGGAGCUCCACAACGGCCUCAAGUCCGAUGAGCUUUUGCAGAGCCUCAGCGGCACCAAGAAGCUCGUGUGUGAUGUCCUGGACGAGUCCGUCAAAGCCCUCGACUCGGAGCAGAUUGAAUGCGAAAAUCUGCGCCGCCAGUAUGGCGACUUGUGGACCCAGUCUCCAUCCCAUUCCGUGGCGGCAAAGUUCCGCCAGGAAAUCACCCAGUACCGUAGCCUCUACGAGAAGGCACUGAUCUCAGAUGCCAGCUGGAUCUCUGUCAUGGACGGCGUCAAGGCCGAUGUCGAUCUGCUGCUCCAGAGCGUCAGCGACAUCGAAGGCGCUCUCAUCACCCAUGUCGCCACCACCGUAACUAGCACCCAGCCGCCCAAGCCCAAGGAGGCCCCAGUCAACCUGCUCGAAGUCGACAUCGCUCCUCCUCCGAGCCAGACCCCAGCCUCGGGCGAGCUGGGAGCGCUUGGCGAACAGGUGCUCGUCGACGAACUUAAUCAGCUGUUGGCCCAGAUCCGGAAUCUCAAGACCGCAAUCAAGGCUGAUCUGGAUGAGCUCAAACAAAAGGUCCAUAACGACGAUAUCUCCCAGCUCCUGGUUCAGCACAAGAACAAGGAGCGAGAGCUGUUCGACAUCGAACUGAAAAAGUUCAAGCCGUACCAAGACAAGAUCAGCGACAAUCUGCGCAUCCUGGGCGAGCUUGUGUCCAAGUUCCAAAACAGCUACCAACGACUCGCAUUCUCUGGGACGCUCAAGCAGCACCAGCAGCGCGAGCGGGUCAAAUUGAGCCUAAUUAGCAAGUGGAGGGACUCGUACACGAAGCGCAUGGCCAUCGAGGACGGCAUCCGCUCUGGACGGCAGUUCUACACGGACUUGCUCGACAGGGUCAUGGCCCUGUCCAAGAACAUCAACGAGAUGGUCGCUCAGCGAGCCCAGGAGCGUGACAGGCUUGUCAAGCAAAUGGCUGCACGCUCUGCCCAGGCCAGCCAAACCGUUCUCAAGGACCAGCUUGCCCGUCUCAGCAUCAGCUCCAGUCCCAUCCAGGCGACCCCUCCUUGGCAAGGUGCUUCGCUGCCCAGCCCGUCACAGGGCGUUCCUGCCACUGCCUCUGCCCAGCAUGGCGGCUAUCCUCCAUCUGUGGCAGCUGCAGGCUACUCGGCCUUCCCGCCAACCUCCCAGGCCUAUGGCUACGCCCCUGCGGGUGUUGCCCAGGCACCGCACAAUCCGUACACGCCCAAUCCAGUGCAGGGCUUCCCACCGACCGCCGCUCCUCAAGCUCCUCGGAGUUACGACCAAGCCCCACCCGUCCCUGCGCGACCUGGUCAGCCCUACGGAUCUACCGGUGCACCGGCUGCAUCGCAGUACCAGCAGUAUUCCGGAAUCAGUGCUCCUCCUCAACAGGCCAGCCCCUAUGGACAGCCUGCCCCAGGCGCAUACGGAUACGGCCAGCCCCAGGCACAACAGUCCGGGCACUACGACCAGGGUGCGACCCAGCGACCCUAUGGAUGGAGCGGGCCGUCCGGCGCUCUCCCGGCCGGACCUGGAUACGGAAGCACCCAGCCCGCUGGCCCAUCUGGCGGAUAUUCAACCGGCAUGGUUAGUUAG